GAGCUCUCAGAAGAAGAAGAGGAAACAGACCUCAGCGAUCAGCGAUGGCUGCUGGUCGGCUUCCUCGUCUGACCUGCUUCUUCACGUUCAGUGUUCUGGGGCUUCUGGGGGUCUGCAUCCCUCAUGAUGUGGAGGCCUCCAAUGAGGGAUCUGUCAUCCAUAAAAAUGUUGGAGAAACUGUGGAGUUAAAAUCAGAUUUAUUGUCGACUGAAGGAGUCACAGUGGCAGAGUGGAGAUACGGAGGCAUCAGACUUACAUCAACAGGGACAGCGAAAGAAAACCCUCAGUUUAAGGGCAGAAUACAAAUAAACCCCCAGAACUUUAGUUUAACAGUCAGAAAUCUGACUCCUCAAGACUCAGGGGAUUACAGUUUUGUCUCAGAGGUGAAUUACUUGCAAAGGCCAACAGUCACGUUCACUCUACGUGUUCAUGAGCCCAUAAAGAAGCCUCUCCUGUCAAUAAUCAAUGUGACUCGUGAUGCAUUGAAUCGAUCCUGCACAGUCUUCCUGGAGUGCAGUACAUCUGUUCAUGACGUCUCCUACAGCUGGACUGUGGGGAGUCAAAAAAAAUCUGGCUCCAAGCUGCAGCACGUCAUCCGACCUCAGGAUGGAGAGAUCACAUUCACCUGCACGAUCUCAGAUCAAAUCACUGAGGUAUCCUCGUCCAUAAACCAAACCUGCAGCAAUGAUACUUCUACAGACAAACCAGCUAAUAUCAACACAUUGACAUCUUCAGAUGGGUUCGUCCUCAUAGUGGCUGGAGGGGUAUCUCUACUGACUGUCAUUGUCGUUGGAACAGUCGUGGCAGUUUGUCGCUCCAGAAGAAAGUGGACUGCAGGCAGGAGCACAUAUGACCAGACCGUGUACGAUGAAAUCGCUGAUGUUCCAGCUCAAAAUAGAAGCUCAGUGCCUUGUUCUGUGUAUGAAACCAUUGAGACGGUCAACACUGUCAGCCCAGUCACACCCGGGGUCCAAACUGUGUAUGAUAAGAUCCAGCUUCAUCGUGUGACUUGAUGCCGAACUAACAGGAGGUUACCGAGAGAGGAAAUGUUAUCUGACCUUUAAAAUGUUAUGUAAGAACUUCUGUGUAAAAUGUGUUGAGCAAUGUAACCACGUAACAAGUCAUCUUUUCAUCUGUCUUUGUCUUAAAUAAUAAUUGUUAAUAUAUUUUUGGGAGUGUACACUACCAAUUGUACAUUUUAUUGUAAAAGUGCUGUAAAUUCUGUAAAUACAGAGCAUCUAUUUUAAUUGUUUGUAUGUUCUAAGUCCUUUGUGUAUUUGCUAAUAAAAAAAAACAAUUCAAAAUGCAGUAAAACUAUUAUUAAUAUAAUAUCACUGAACAAUAAGUAAGACAUUUUCAACAGAAUUAAUAAAAAACGUUUCCAUUUUU
This is a messenger RNA of Salarias fasciatus (jewelled blenny), 1389 nucleotides long. Its product is annotated as SLAM family member 5-like. Gene Ontology annotation, cellular component: membrane. The transcript has 7 exons. The record is from RefSeq and is a predicted model, not a curated record. Bases 45 to 1013 code for a protein of 322 amino acids. NCBI's taxonomy places the organism in Eukaryota, Metazoa, Chordata, Actinopteri, Blenniiformes, Blenniidae.